AAUUCUUGUUACAAAGAACAUAGUCCGGUUUUCUGUGUUACUAAACAUCCCUUAAAUCUCUCUCUAAAUUCGCUCCUUCUGUUCUGGACAAGGUCAAUAUUUCGGGCACGGAUCGUCGAAAUUCGGUAAUCAAGUCGUUUCAAAUCAGUCAAAUUAUUGUGUUAAUGUCAUAAAUUAAAUUCGCAUAUUUUCUCUCCAAAUUUAUUGUAUUUAAACUGAAAUAAUGAGCACCGAUUUGGUUAAGGUCAGCUCUUCCGAACAUUGGUUGACAAUGAUGAUGUGCACCGUCUGCGAAAAAGUUCCAGAUGAGUCGCCAAUUUAUAAAUGCGAUAUGGGGCACUUCAUGUGUAAUAAUUGCGAGAAGAUACUCAAAGAGAGUGGUCUCCUUCCGAAGUGUGGGAAGUGCUACAGUUUGGACUUGACGAAGCAUGUUAUCUGUUUAGAUUUCUUACGCAAAUUACGAGUUAAGCCCGGAAUUGGUCGCAGUAGGAGAUACUACAAUCGGCAUUCGGUUGAGUCAUCAUCUGCAGAUACAAGCGCGAGCAACGAUAUCACGAUGGAAAAACUUUUUCAGCUGGACCGGUUCCAAAUCCAACAGUUAUUUGGGAAGAAGAGAAACAAUUCCAAGGUGUUACCGUGCCAUAUUAAACUGGAGAGGGGAGAUCUUUGUGCCGAUUUAGGUAGAAGCUGUUCGAUCGGCACAAUUCCCCAAAGUUCGCCGUCGGAGUUUAGUCUGUCUAAGAAACCAAUAAUUUGCCCUCACGGUUUCUGUCGAAAAAUGGUCACUAUAUCUUCAUUUGUCCAACAUUUCAAAUACGAUCACCCCGAAAUUCGGUCUUAUAACUGCGCGAGAGGGAAAGAACUCUGGUUAGAUCACAACGUCCAGGAUAUCGAGUAUAAUUUUACUCGAUGUCUGGCAGUUAUUGACGUAGUGGACAUAAACCAAUGCGAAACGUUUUGGUUAAUGGUGUCUGGUUCACCAGAUGACGACCAUUGUAAGGCGUACGUGAUUUAUUGGCUCUUAUGCAAUGCAACCGCACACUCAAAUUCGACCAUCGAACUUUCCUCUUAUUUGGAAAACAUCAGCUAUUCUACUUUUUGUCCCGCUACUCGAAUUUACGAUAGCUACGACCCAUUAGACGUCGCGCGAACUGUAAGCUGUCUAUAUGUCGACUACUCGUCAAUGUGUAAUAUUAUAAGCGAAGGUCCCAAGCUGCAUUUGCGAAUUAUUAUAUAUUGAUUCUUUAUGAGUUUGCGGAGUGUUAUAAAGUAUAUACGCAAGCAUGCAAACGUCACUUGAACAUUUAGCUUCAUUUUUCUUCUUAUAGAUUUUCAAAUUGAAUUAGGAAGCUUGUUGGCAUUGAUUACUUUAGGUUUUAUUCAUAAUUCAAAUUUUCGUAAUAAAAUAGAAAUGGGAAUGCAUUGACAUAAUCUCGCGAGACUUUUAUUAUUAUCGUAGGAAGUUUAGGACACACGUGGAAUUUAGAUAGCUUAAAAAGAGGUCUAAGGCACUACGGGGAAAAACACGUAGAUAUGGUAUAAUUUACUAUGCUUUGUUGGUUUGAGAACAGAUUGUUGAGAGCAAAACACUUUUCGGGCACUGGCCCCCCUCCCCUCAUUUCUUUAUAACUUCAUUUUAAGUUUUUAAUAUGUGGGAGAUAUUUGAAAAUGCGUACGUUUGUACGUUGUGUAUCUACUUUUAAAAGUAAAACAACUUGAACCUAUGUUUUGUGGUUUUCACCGUGGUCCGUGUGCCCUCUUUUUAUUAGAUUUCAAACGUUAAUUUGGUUCGUGUAAUUAUGUUAAGACUUAUCAAACUUGCUAGUUCGUAAAGAGUGUAAUGAAAUGACUAUAAUGAGAUUAUACUUUAGUAAAUAAUAAACGUACCGCUCUGCUUAGUGCCCUGCGCCGUAUGAAACAGGUCGAUGUAUAAAAUC
Photinus pyralis (common eastern firefly) is the source of this 1937-nucleotide messenger RNA. RefSeq lists its product as uncharacterized. The transcript is spliced from 2 exons. Bases 224 to 1240 code for a protein of 338 amino acids. The record is from RefSeq and is a predicted model, not a curated record. Lineage: Eukaryota; Metazoa; Arthropoda; Insecta; Coleoptera; Lampyridae.